Messenger RNA from Scleropages formosus (Asian bonytongue), 2139 nucleotides. Its product is annotated as gamma-aminobutyric acid receptor subunit alpha-1-like. The record is from RefSeq and is a predicted model, not a curated record. Lineage: Eukaryota; Metazoa; Chordata; Actinopteri; Osteoglossiformes; Osteoglossidae. Gene Ontology annotation, molecular function: GABA-A receptor activity; extracellular ligand-gated monoatomic ion channel activity. Gene Ontology annotation, biological process: monoatomic ion transmembrane transport; chloride transport; gamma-aminobutyric acid signaling pathway. Bases 340 to 1716 code for a protein of 458 amino acids. The transcript has 10 exons. Gene Ontology annotation, cellular component: membrane.
ACACACACACACACACACUCACACACACACGCGCGCGCGCGCGCGUUGCUUGCACCCAGCCUCUGCUACUCCGGCGCCUUCUGCGGUCGGAGCCAAUUUGCGGGCACCGGGACUGAAAUUCCCCGCAGCGGCGGCGCGCGCGCGCGCGCGAGACGUUGCGGGAGCCUGAGCCGUCGCGAGCCACCGCUCCUCGAGCCCGGAGGGGUGGAAUUCAACAGAUUUCACAUCUCGUGCGGUUCCGCGGAGAAAGAAGGGCAGCCGCGGAUGAAGGGUAUCUCUGAAAGUUUUCUGCCACAUUUCAUAUAAUUCUUGAAGAACAGUUUGCAGCAAUCUGAAACCAUGUUGGGGAGAAGUGGAAAAAUCCUCAUGUGUGUAUGGGCCUGUAUGCAAGUUCUGAGUGUCUUCUGUGGCAAAAGCUCUGUGCAGAGCAGCAUCUCUGAUGAGCAGAAAGACAAUACCACGGUAUUCACCCGGAUCCUGGACAGUCUGCUUGAUGGGUACGACAAUCGGCUCAGACCUGGCCUUGGAGAGCGUUUAACUGAAGUCAAGACGGACAUUUUUGUGACAAGCUUUGGGCCCGUCUCAGACCAUGAUAUGGAAUACACCAUUGAUGUUUUUUUCCGACAAAGCUGGAGAGAUGAGCGGCUCAAAUUCAAAGGUCCAAUGACUGUGCUGCGCCUGAACAAUUUAAUGGCCAGCAAAAUCUGGACUCCGGAUACAUUCUUCCACAAUGGAAAGAAGUCUGUUGCCCAUAAUAUGACCAUGCCCAAUAAACUACUGCGUAUCACCGAGGAUGGGACACUGCUGUAUACAAUGAGGUUGACUGUGAGGGCAGAGUGUCCAAUGCACCUCGAGGACUUCCCUAUGGAUGCUCAUGCUUGCCCGCUGAAAUUUGGUAGCUAUGCCUACACACGUGCCGAGGUUGUAUAUGUUUGGACUAGGGGGGCACAGCAGUCUGUAGUUGUAGCUGAAGAUGGGUCUCGACUCAACCAAUACGACCUGCUGGGACAGACUGUUGACUCUGGAAUAGUGCAGUCCAGCACAGGAGAAUAUGUUGUCAUGACGACACACUUUCACUUAAAGAGGAAGAUUGGGUAUUUUGUUAUCCAGACCUACUUGCCAUGCAUAAUGACAGUGAUUCUGUCCCAGGUGUCUUUCUGGCUUAAUAGAGAGUCUGUCCCAGCAAGGACUGUGUUUGGAGUUACCACAGUGCUGACAAUGACGACUCUCAGCAUCAGUGCGAGGAACUCACUGCCCAAGGUGGCCUACGCCACAGCAAUGGACUGGUUCAUUGCCGUGUGCUACGCCUUUGUCUUCUCUGCCCUCAUUGAGUUCGCCACUGUCAACUACUUUACCAAGCGGAGCUAUGCCUGGGAUGGGAAAAGUGUGGUUCCUGAAAAGCUAAAGAAGAAGAAAGAAUCUCUGAUCAAGAAGAACAACACAUACACUGCCACUGCUACAGCCUACGCCCCCAAUAUUGCUCGGGACCCAGCUCUUGCAACCAUCGCCAAAAGUGCUCCACCGCCCCCAAAUGAGGCUAAAGAGGAGCCCAAAUCCAAGGCUCCUGAGGCCAAAAAAACCUUCAACAGUGUGAGCAAAAUUGACAGGAUGUCCAGGAUUGCUUUCCCACUUCUCUUUGGAACCUUUAACCUUGUCUACUGGGCCACCUAUCUGAACAGAGAGCCUAAUAUACAAGGGCUCUUCCAGCCCCAUUAAUUGCUAUGUCUCCCAUGCACACAUACAUUCAGAGUACAUUUAAUGGUUUAAGGUGAGGACAGACGACAGGUGAUGAGCACUGAGCUGGAGUCUAAGCGGGGUUAAAGUAGAAGCAAACAUUUAAAAUGAUGCUACAAUAAAGUAUAUGUGGAAAAAAUGUUGUAUUUAAAAAUGCACACAAUGACUAUCUUGCUUUAUAAAUUUUUUCUACCUGAGAUCAGAUGUUAAAAAUUAAGAUAAACAACUAUUUGCAUGAACUGAGUUUUUCGGAGAAGUAUCGGUUUGCGUUUGACAAGCUUAUGACUAGUUAAGUUGAGUAAAAAAACUGUUAUCUAAUAAACAAAGAGAGCUUUAUUGUUUUCUUCCAUAUGAUACAUUGUUGGCAUCUUUUUUUUUAAAUUUUUUCAGAAAUAGCAAUAAAAC